AGGAAACCGGCAGCGUCAGAACCCCCCCGUCGGGCGCGUGUUUCCUCCAAAGCCUCGAACGAGUCCCCAAGAAGCCGUGACGUCGUUAACCCCUGGUCGAACCAUGAGCAAAUCCCAGAUCCGUCCAAGCUUCAUCAUCUUUUGUCCAUCCAUCCAUUCAUCCAUCACCCACGUCCGCCGCGCCCCCCCCCCCCCCCCCUUCCCUGUCGCCCUGCCUCAAUCUCAAUUAUCAAAAACCUUUUUUCUUCCCUUCCUCUUACUUCCCUCCGCUCUCCGCCUUCCGGUCCCUCCUCCUCUCCUCAUUCGCUUUUCCAGGGACACUCUACACACCCACCUUCUUCUUCCCUUCCAUUCGUUACCCAUCGUGUGGUGGCACAAGUGUUUCUUCUUCAUCUGAAGGGUACUGAGACCGGAGCAAGACAUUUUAUUUUCUACCUAGGUUGCCGAUUCUCGCUCGGCUCAAAAGGGGGUCCACGUCCUUCCGCGCCGCUGCAUCAAGCCCGUUUGUUUGUCCGUUUCUCGGGUCCCUCAAAAUUUACCCCCUUGCUACGGCCAGCAUAUCAGUCUUUCGCUUCCGAUUUGCACCACCCUAUUCUUUCGACCAAGGCCGGCGCGCUAAACCUACGCGACGCAAAUCGAUAA
This is a messenger RNA of Colletotrichum costaricense, 642 nucleotides long. RefSeq lists its product as uncharacterized. The transcript has a single exon. The record is from RefSeq and is a predicted model, not a curated record. NCBI's taxonomy places the organism in Eukaryota, Fungi, Ascomycota, Sordariomycetes, Glomerellales, Glomerellaceae. The annotation marks the transcript as partial.